AUGCGAUUCUUGCCCCGAACCUUGUCCAUAGAUGACGUCAUGCAGAUGGUUGACACUAAAGAUGGUGACAUUCUUGUGCUUACGGAUCUUGUCCGGGAAGAAUCGGGUAUCAGCCAGAACUCUGGUGCAACCACGUCUUCGAGUGAUGAAAGCAAUAGUCAUGUAGUAAUAUCAAAGUCAUUCGACGCAAAUCUUUUCCAAAGAACUCGGAUAGAACUGCCAGAGGCACUGCAGCCCGGCUUUUCUAGUCUGGCUCGGCUACGGCUUUCCCCAUCACGGCCGUCGGUUGUCGACAUAGAGGCCCUAGAAGAGCUUGAAGAUCGCAUAGCACUCGGGCAAGCUAGCCCCAUUGAUAGUUCCGUGCGAUUUAGAUCCAGGUUGUCGCUAAUACCCGAGCAAGUUCCUUCUACUGUGGAAGAGUGUGAAGAGCCAAGUGAAAGCAGCCAUGCUUUGUCAAUGGAAGAAAAUGCAGACAGUCCACCAACAAGGUCCAUUUCUAGCAACACUCAAACUGAUUCUCAGUGGAAGUUAUAG
Cylicocyclus nassatus is the source of this 534-nucleotide messenger RNA. The record is from the annotation of a GenBank genome assembly. Lineage: Eukaryota; Metazoa; Nematoda; Chromadorea; Rhabditida; Strongylidae.